AUGCUUAGAAAAUUAGUCUUUAGAUUUUCUCAAGAUAUUGAGAAAGUAAUGGCUGAUAAACUCACUUAAGUUCUAAAAGCUACUAAAGUAGAAGUUAUUGACACAUCUGGAGGAUGUAUUAAUUUUUAUUAAAAUUAUCUAGGUGGAUCAAUGUAUAGAUUGGAAAUUGAAUCACCUGAAUUUUAAGGUAAAUCAAAAGUGAAAUAACAUCAAAUGGUUGUUGAAGCAUUAAAAAAUGAAUUGGCAAGUGCUCAUGGAUAUUCAAUAAAAACAAACAUCCCUAAGUGA
Messenger RNA from Paramecium sonneborni, 288 nucleotides. NCBI's taxonomy places the organism in Eukaryota, Ciliophora, Oligohymenophorea, Peniculida, Parameciidae. The record is from the annotation of a GenBank genome assembly.